AAAAUAUAUUAAGCUGGGUCUAAAAUCAGCCCACAUACAGAAACCAACGCCCAAUACCAGUUCCUUGCUUUUCCCAGACAUGGAUGCUUCAGGUCGGAAUGUUUUUAGGAUGUUGAUCAAGGUGGUGACAGAAAGAAUGUUCAAACAUCUUCGGAAAUGGUUCGUCACUCGCUUUUUUGGGCAUUCUCGGCGAAGAGCAAGGCUGGUUUCCAAAGAUGGAAGGUGCAACAUAGAAUUUGGCAAUGUGGGGGCACAGUCAAGGUUUAUAUUCUUUGUGGACAUUUGGACAACUGUGCUUGAUCUCAAAUGGCGAUACAAGAUGACCAUCUUCAUCACAGCCUUCUUGGGGAGUUGGUUCCUCUUUGGUCUCCUGUGGUACGCUGUAGCCUACAUUCACAAAGAUCUCCCUGAGUUCCAUCCUUCUGUCAACCACACCCCUUGUGUGGAGAACAUUAAUGGCUUGACCUCAGCUUUUCUGUUUUCUCUGGAAACGCAAGUGACCAUUGGAUAUGGAUUCAGGUGUGUGACAGAACAAUGUGGCACUGCCAUUUUUCUGCUUAUCUUCCAGUCUAUACUUGGAGUCAUUAUCAAUUCUUUCAUGUGUGGUGCCAUUUUAGCCAAGAUCUCCAGACCCAAAAAACGUGCCAAGACCAUUACAUUCAGCAAGAAUGCAGUGAUCAGUAAGCGGGGUGGGAAGCUUUGUCUCCUAAUCCGAGUGGCUAAUCUGAGGAAGAGCCUCCUUAUUGGCAGUCACAUAUAUGGAAAGCUUCUAAAGACCACCGUCACUCCUGAAGGGGAGACCAUUAUUUUGGACCAGAUCAAUAUCAACUUUGUAGUUGAUGCUGGGAAUGAAAAUUUAUUCUUCAUCUCUCCACUGACAAUUUACCAUGUUAUUGAUCACAGUAGCCCCUUCUUCCACAUGGCAGCAGAAACCCUUUCCCAGCAGGACUUUGAAUUAGUGGUGUUUUUAGAUGGCACAGUGGAAUCAACCAGUGCUACCUGCCAAGUUCGAACAUCCUAUGUCCCAGAAGAGGUGCUUUGGGGCUACCGUUUUGCUCCCAUAGUAUCCAAGACCAAGGAAGGGAAAUACCGAGUAGAUUUCCAUAACUUUAGUAAGACAGUGGAAGUGGAUACCCCUCACUGUGCCAUGUGCCUUUACAAUGAGAGAGAUGCUAGAGCCAAGAUGAAGAGAGGCUAUGACAACCCCAACUUCAUCUUGUCAGAAGUCAACGAGACAGAUGACACAAAAAUGUAACAGUUGUGUUUUCAACACAAGUAAAAGUUUCAAAGAUAACUAGUGAUUAGAAGCAUUACGAAGCAAUCAAUAAUUUGGGAAUAUGGAAGUAGGACUAAAGACUUCCAAGUCCACCAACACAAUGCCCCUGAACUUUAUAACCAUGAUCCUACGAGACCCAUGGCUCUAACAAGGCAAAUGCAUCAGAACAUGAAACGUAUUAACAGGAAAUUGGAAUAUGGAAGUUGUGGGAGCUUACUUGGAAUCUUGAAUAUAAUUAUUUGAAAUCAUGCAAUGUUGAUAGGAACAGACAAAAUCAUCAAAAGUCUUAUGGAUAGGCCAAAUGAGAUCUUUUUAAGAGUCUCCGUGAAGAAGUUAUGAGCUUUACAUAGGAUCAAGGAAAAACUAAAUUCUCACUUUGAUUCUACUGACAAAAAAGAAGCCAUUUUUAUUUUAACAUAACAUUGGCUGUUAUUAAAGAAAAAGUCUCCUGCGUUGGGGGAGAUGAACCAAUCAAAGACCAUAAGAAAAGACGGUUACGCAAAGAACACCUGUGAGGCUCUGACCUUUUCGAGCCCUGGUUGUUGGAGCAUCCAGUCAGUCUGGGUCACACUGUGUUUCUGAAGCAGCAAGGAGAGGCUCAGUCCAUGGACUCCACGUCUCUCCGUACCCAGCGUGGACAGGAGCAAUGCGCCCAACCCGCUUCUUGGCGUAGCUA
Messenger RNA from Rhinolophus ferrumequinum (greater horseshoe bat), 1952 nucleotides. It is a transcript of the gene KCNJ1, whose product is annotated as potassium inwardly rectifying channel subfamily J member 1. The record is from RefSeq and is a predicted model, not a curated record. Gene Ontology annotation, molecular function: ATP-activated inward rectifier potassium channel activity. The coding region runs from base 80 to 1255 and encodes 391 amino acids. The transcript is spliced from 2 exons. Lineage: Eukaryota; Metazoa; Chordata; Mammalia; Chiroptera; Rhinolophidae. Gene Ontology annotation, cellular component: plasma membrane. Gene Ontology annotation, biological process: regulation of monoatomic ion transmembrane transport; potassium ion import across plasma membrane.